Messenger RNA from Camponotus floridanus (Florida carpenter ant), 1097 nucleotides. It is a transcript of the gene Syx8, whose product is annotated as syntaxin-8. Gene Ontology annotation, molecular function: SNARE binding; SNAP receptor activity. Gene Ontology annotation, cellular component: endomembrane system; SNARE complex. Bases 316 to 1059 code for a protein of 247 amino acids. NCBI's taxonomy places the organism in Eukaryota, Metazoa, Arthropoda, Insecta, Hymenoptera, Formicidae. The record is from RefSeq and is a predicted model, not a curated record. Gene Ontology annotation, biological process: vesicle fusion; intracellular protein transport. The transcript is spliced from 5 exons.
UUUUGACGCAUAUCUCGUGAUUAUUGGCGUUUAUCAUGCGAAAGAUAGUGUUUGACAGUGUGUAAUUUUGAGGUUAUUUAAAACUCAAAACUAUCUACGUUAUUAUUUACAAACUCGUGCUGUAUUAUAUUGUGUCAUAUAACGUAAAAGUUAUUACUAUUUCUUUUAAUGAACAGUAUAAUUAUUCGAAAAUAAUGUAGCUGUGAUGCAUUCAUCGAUUAUCAAGAAGAUGAUGUUUUCUUUAGCGAACAAUGUCUUUUAGAAUAAAUUUCUUAUAUUUUGUGUAAUGAUAUAACUGCAUUUACGUUAACGAAAAUGGCACUUGUCAAUAUCGAAGGAAUUGAUCCUUGGCUUACUGAAUAUGACGCAUGUGAAAAAUUGUUCCGUGAGAUUAUGGAACAGCUUACACUGCGUGAAGAAGAACCAAGGACAUCAAAGCUCUAUGCCAGCUUGUCUGCUAAUAUAAGACUGCGUAUGAAACAAUAUACGCGGGAAGUUCAGCAAUUAAAAAGCAAAGUGGAAGAAGCAUCCAAGUUGAGAACAAUAACACUUGAGGAGGCUGAACGUAGAACAAGACAAGUGGAACAAUUACAAAGUAAAAACAUUCAAUUACAAAAAUUGUAUGAACCGCAUACAAAUGAUUAUGUAUCGUCGCGUGCUAGUUUAUUAAGAGCAGGUUCAUCAGCUUUUGCCGAUGGUGGCACAACUUCAUGGGCUGUUGAUGAUGAUGAUGAUGAUGACAAACCAUUAAAUGUACAGGUGUCUGUUAGUGACAUUAUGAAUCAUCAAGAGCAAAUAUUGAAAGAACAAGAUAAGGGCUUAGAAGAGUUAUGUAAAGUAAUUACUCGUCAGAAGGAGAUUGGACAAACUAUUAGCAAUGAAGUGGAGCAUCAACAUGAAAUAAUUGAUGAUCUGGCGGAUCAUAUGGACAGGACUGACGAGUCUUUGAUCAACAAAACCCAGCAGGUCCGUAAUAUUCAUUCCAAAGAUCGUACAUGUGGUUAUUGGAUUGUGAUAAUUUUACUUUUUAUCGCUAUUGUUGUUAUUGCUUUAGUAUAAUAAAUUAGAUAUUCAGUGGAUUAUUUUGUUUAUAUUUA